Saccostrea cuccullata (small rock oyster) is the source of this 1881-nucleotide messenger RNA. RefSeq names its product translocon-associated protein subunit alpha-like. Gene Ontology annotation, cellular component: endoplasmic reticulum; endoplasmic reticulum membrane. The record is from RefSeq and is a predicted model, not a curated record. Bases 114 to 1022 code for a protein of 302 amino acids. Lineage: Eukaryota; Metazoa; Mollusca; Bivalvia; Ostreida; Ostreidae. The transcript is spliced from 9 exons.
AACAAACACCACACAAUAUUCGCCGGUGUAGACAUCGGAUAGAGGGAAGACGAAGGGCGCUGUGAAAAUCCAUCGGCAUCCUGGUAGUUGUGAAGAAUUAAAGGAAGAUCAAAAUGUGGUCGAUGUUAGGAAAGAUGAUGCUUUUUUUGCUGCUGGUGCUUCCCUGCACAGUUAUGAUAUUUGAUAAUAACAAAGCAGCAGUGUAUGCCCAGGAAGGGGAUGCAAUGGAAGGCGAGGAUGAUGAAGACACUGUGGUUGAGAGUGAAGAUGGUGCUGAUGACACAGAGCAAGCAGUAACUGAAACAGAAAAGGGAGAUGAAGAAGAAGAAUCAACUGAGGAAGAACAACAGUUGAAACCUUCACCUGAUGCUGAUGCUGUUAUGCUUUUUACCAAACCAGUUGGUGUAACAGAUUUACCAGCGGGUGAAACAAUUCGAUUUUUGGUUGGUUUCACAAACAAAGGAGAAAAGACUUUCACCGUUCAGUCACUGGAAUGUUCUUUCAGAUAUCCUCAAGAUUACAACUUCUUUAUUCAGAAUUACACAACAGCCCAGUAUAACCAAGAGGUGGCAUCCAAAAGACAGGCGACAUUUGAGUAUGGAUUUACUCCCAAUGAGGGAUUUGCUGGUAGACCCUUUGGAUUGUCCGUCCUGCUAAAUUACAAGGAUGAGGAUGGUAACCUUUUCAUGAGCCCAGUCUUCAAUGAAACUGUCAACAUAGUAGAACCAGAUGAGGGAUUGGAUGGAGAAACAUUUUUCCUGUACGUGUUUUUGGCAGCUAUUGCGGUUUUGCUAUUGGUUGGUGCGCAGCAACUCCUGGCUUCUUUCAGCAAAAAACGUCGUUCAAGAACGCCGCAUCAUCAUCAGCCUGUGGAGAUGGGCACACAGAAUACAGAUGUGGACUACGACUGGAUCCCAAAGGAAACACUGGACAGGGAUUUAAACAGGUCACCGGGGCGUUCACCAAAACAAUCCCCCCGCCAGAGGAAGAGCAAGAGGACCGCCGGGUCCGGCGAAGAAUGAUCGUGUUAAUGCUCAUGCUGAUGGAAGUGGAUUUAAAAACCAGGUCACUGUUACACAUACAACGGGAGUACAACAGCUUCAUGGACUGCAAGAAAAUCAUCAAACUCUUCACAAGAAAUCAUGUUAUCCUCUAAAUCUUGGGGUUUUUUUUAAGUUUGUUUUUUUAAUGGCAUGAAAGUGGUCAAAAAGGUUAUCAUUUUGCUCAUUUGAGUUUUCCUUUUUUUCAAAAGUUUCAUAUACGCAGAAUGAGAGUUAAGAGAUUGUUCAUUUUUUUUCUUUGAAAUAGGUGGAGUGUAAAUUAUGUUGAAGAUUAUUUUUGCAGUAUUUAUUUUUUCCAGUUUAUUCCACCAAAGUUCAAUUUUUUCUUGUAUAUUUUUAUUUGAUUGUGAGUAAUAACAAAUAAUUUAUAGAAUGUAAAGCAAACUGUGAUAGUGAAUAUAUAGUCAGGAGUAAAUGAGUGAACCACCACAAAGUCCAAAUAAGAAGAAAGAAGAUAUUAUGAAUUCAUCAUUGAGUCUGUGAACUAAUGAUGAACCUUUUGACAAGAAAAUUGUAUUGAAAAUGUUUUAUAUGUACUUUAAUAAAAAUGGUGCAGGGAAAAAUGUCUGAGAAAGAAAUAAUUAUGUGUCUGGAACAGUAUAGGUCUGUUGAUUCGUAAAUGUCAUUAGAAAUUUCCUAUCAUGAUUAUUAAUUUGAAAAAGUCUUGGAUAGUAGGGUAGUUAAAAUGUGAAGGAGCUAUGAUUUGUGCGUCUAAGUCCUGUGGCAUUCCAAUGCUUUGUACUAUAAGUUCAUUAUUUUAUGUGACAACAGUGUCAACUUCUACUUCCUGUUUAGUAAAUAAAAUUAUUAAAAACUAGAA